This is a messenger RNA of Fusarium redolens, 1038 nucleotides long. Its product is annotated as mitochondrial carrier domain-containing protein. The transcript has 3 exons. The record is from RefSeq and is a predicted model, not a curated record. Gene Ontology annotation, cellular component: peroxisomal membrane. Gene Ontology annotation, molecular function: FAD transmembrane transporter activity; NAD transmembrane transporter activity; ATP transmembrane transporter activity. Bases 1 to 1038 code for a protein of 345 amino acids. Lineage: Eukaryota; Fungi; Ascomycota; Sordariomycetes; Hypocreales; Nectriaceae.
AUGUCAGACAACGCCGAAAAGGAGACCUCUCCUCAGAUUGAUACGCCUGUGACAAAGGUCGAGAUCACUCCUAACAAGGUCGAAAUUACCACGGCGCCUGAAGCUCAAACAAUCCCUCAGAAUGACAAUGUCGCUCACGCUCUUGCUGGCGCUGGAGGUGGUCUUCUGUCCAUGAUCCUGACCUAUCCUCUCAUCACCCUCUCCACACGCGCUCAAGUCGAGUCCAAGAAGGCCGAGAGCAAGUUCAGUGAGGCUGUUGGCAACAUCAUCGCCCGUGAGGGUAUCUCUGGUCUCUACUCCGGUAUUAACUCGGCCCUCUUCGGCAUCAGCAUCACCAACUUUGUUUACUACUACUGGUACGAAUGGACCCGCGGUUUCUUCGAGAAGGCUGCUGCCAAGGCUGGUCGCGCUGGCGCCAAGCUCACCACCGUUGAGUCCAUGAUCGCUGGUGCUAUCGCUGGUUCGGCCACCGUCAUCAUCACCAACCCUAUCUGGGUCGUCAACACUCGAGUCACUACUCGCCAGCAGGAGAAGAAGCAGGAUGUCGAGUCCGGCGAGUCUAAGCCUGCCAAGGCUCCCAGCACCAUCGGCACUCUGCUGCUGCUCCUCAAGAACGAGGGUCCUCAGGCUCUCUUCUCUGGUGUCAUCCCAGCUCUUGUCCUCGUUAUCAACCCUAUCCUUCAGUACACUCUCUUCGAGCAACUCAAGAACACAGUUGAGAAGCGUCGCAAGGUAACUCCUACUAUCGCCUUCUUCCUCGGUGCCCUCGGCAAGCUGUUUGCUACUGCCAUCACCUACCCUUACAUCACCGUCAAGUCUCAGAUGCACGUCCAGAGCGGCAAGAAGGAGGGUUCCCUUAGCGCUCUUGCUCGCAUCGUCCGCGAGAGUGGUUACUCCGGUCUCUACCGAGGCAUCGGCCCCAAGGUCGCCCAGAGUGUCCUCACUGCUGCGCUGCUCUUCGCCUUCAAGGACGUUCUUUAUGAGCAGACCGUUCGUCUCCGAAUGGCCCAGGCCGCUCGCCGACGCGUCGCCGCUUAA